AUGAAUCACCCUGUACCAUAUACUGUGGUAGCUUUCAUAGUUAAUGUUUACCAGUUAAAAAUGCAGAUACACUUGAUUAUGAAUACUUGGACUUUGUUCAUCAGCAAGAACUAUGCAUGAGCACUUUGAAUGACUGUAUUAUCAUCAAUCAGCAGCAUGCCUAAGUACCUAAUAUAGUAUGACCACUUCGACCUUGGGCAUGUUUCUUAUUUAGUAGUCUCUGACUUUGCUUGAGGUUAUCAACAUCUUUUGUCCUAGAAACUUCUGAUCUGACAAAUGCUUAUCAGAGUGUCCAUGCUUAAGGGUCUGUUUCAGCACAGUAAUAGCGUCAGACUUGUAAGAUACGACAGGACUUACAGCAGAUUGCCAGCAAAUCCAAAGACUUUCUUCAACACCAUGGGGAGCAAAAUUAAUAUACGGGCUGUGGAUUUAAGGAGUGACACCGUUUCAAAACCAACAGAGGAGAUGCGCAAAGCCAUGUUUGAAGCUGUGGUGGGUGACGAUGUUUAUGGAGAAGAUCCAACAGUGAACGCAAUGGAGGAAAAAGCUGCAGCUAUUCUCGGAAAAGAGAGUGGUCUGUUUGUACCAAGUGGGACAAUGGCAAAUUUAUUAGCAAUUAUGGUUCACUGCAGUCAGAGAGGAAGUGAAAUGAUAUGUGGGGAGAUGAGUCACACAUUCUUGUUUGAACAGGGUGGUCCAGCACAGAUUGCUGGAGUACAAAUAUGGCCACUUCCUAACAAACCAGAUGGUACAUUUGAUUUAGAUGCUAUGGAGGAAAGAGUGCGAGAUCAUGCAGAUGAUCAUGAGCCAGUGACAUCUCUCAUUUGUGUUGAGAACACACAAAAUUGGUGUGGUGGAAAAGUGUUACCGCUGAAGUGGCUGGAUGAUCUGGCAACGAGAGCAAAGCAGCUCAGCAUCCCCCUACACAUGGACGGUGCUCGACUAUUCAAUGCCGCAGUUUACCUGAAUGUACCGGCAUCGCGUAUUGUCAGAGAUUUUGCAUCUGUCGCAUUCUGUGUUAGUAAGGGACUUGGUGCUCCUGUCGGUGCAAUACUGGCUGGGAACAGAGAUUUCAUACGCAAGGGCCGACGUCUGAGGAAAGCUCUGGGUGGUGGAAUGAGGCAGGUGGGUAUCAUAGCAGCAGCAGGAACUAUAGCACUUGAUUCCAUGGUGCAGAGGCUGGUGGAAGAUCACAGGAGAGCUAACGCCAUAGGAAAGGCUAUUGCUGAGUCAGGCAGUAAAAUUUUUCAAGUUGAUUACAAGAAUCUCCACACUAAUAUUCUCAUGAUAAACAUCAACAGCAAACAAAUCACCUCUAAAGAAUUCUGUGACCGCUUAGCCACGGUUACUGAAGAUGAAACUGCUACGCUUGGACAAAACACAGCGAUUAUCAAGAUCUGUCCUGUAACAAAGAAUUCUGCCCGGCUUGUUACUUACUACGAGAUCACAGACUCCGAUGUUGAAGCAACAAUUCAGAAACUCAAAUUUGUUAUGCAUGAAUACGAGUCAUGUUGACCACAGAAAAUGCAGCUUAAAAAUGUAGACAUGAUUGGUGUAUUGAAACCAAACUGACAAUGUUCAUAAUAAAAGACAGCACAAAAUGAUACUAAGUAUUAAGAUAACCAUACAUAACCUCAAACUCUGAUAACUGCAUUCAGAAAUCAAACGAUAUACCAGUAAAUAACACACCUGAUGGCCUAAUCUGACAUCAAUGGGCUCAAAUUAAACUGUAUUACCUUAACUCAUCAGCUUCCAAAAUUUAAAUUUGUAGUUCUUGUGUACUGUCAGGGCCUGCAGGUCCUGUUCCAAGUCUCAUGACUGAUCUGACAUUUUUUCAUGCAUCCCAAAAUUUCUGAUCUUAUUCAUUAAUUUUAUAAAGAAGGAACAGUGAGUAUAAUUUGUUCGUAAUUAUCUUUCAAACCAGCUGGCUGCUAUAUCUGAACUUGGUAUGAAGGUCAUGCUACCAGCGGCAACCAUUUUGUCAUCUUCUGAACUCAUCACUUUCAAUUAUAUGGAAAUGGUAGCCACUUCUUGGUGGAAGAGAAUCCUGAAGUCUUGUGAUUAUCAGACCUUUUAAAAAUGAGCCUCCUGCCACAAAAUGCUCAGGGACAUCCUGUCAACUAGUUUCAGCACGAGUCCGCUGAAUGCCACCUUUCAACAAGAUAACAAAUUUCCUGUAUGAUUUGAGGUGGUGGUGAUUCAUAUUGUGGUUAUCAGGGUUAUGGCACCAUGCAGUCUGGUAGGUCGAUACCACUGUUUUUAUCCUGAAGAUGGAGGCAGUAUGCUCCUGCAAAAUGUUGGAAAUCACUUACCUGACUACACGGUUUAUAACUCGGUAACCCUGAAGGUCACAAUGAAAGAAACUUCCUUCCUCUGUACCCAGUCAAGUGCUGGGUCAGAGAUGAAGGUCCCGACUUAAACAGAGAAUAUGAUAAUGUGCUGCCUGGUAAAGGCUAUAUCACACACCUUAGAGAAUGGUGACAGAUGAAUAUGCAGCAAUGAUUACCAGAGGAAACCCAAAGAAACUCGAGGGGAAACCUGCUCAAAUGCCAUUUCAUUCACUACAAAUCUCACUUGAUGUCACCUGCAACUGAACCUGACCACAGUAUGAAACAUAUCAUUCUCUUCAUUCGCCACUAACAUUAUACAGAAGCAUGGAAAACUGGAAACUUGUGGGUCAGGGUCUUACACACGUAUCAACAGUGUGGUCUACACUAGGUCAGGAUAUUCUGGAAGAAGCCACAAAAGGAUUUGAAAUACAAACACAUACAAUUCUGUGGCAACAGUAGCAUUCAUUAAUCACUUUCAAACCACAGAAAAGGAAAACCUUGAUUAUUUCCACAGCCCACUACCAAGCUCCAGUCCCAAACUGCAAAAUCAACAAACUUCUCUCAUAUGUUCAGUGCACAUGAAAAUAUGUAGGAAGCGAAAA
Messenger RNA from Cryptotermes secundus, 2932 nucleotides. RefSeq names its product probable low-specificity L-threonine aldolase 2. Lineage: Eukaryota; Metazoa; Arthropoda; Insecta; Blattodea; Kalotermitidae. Gene Ontology annotation, biological process: glycine biosynthetic process; L-threonine catabolic process. Bases 277 to 1515 code for a protein of 412 amino acids. The record is from RefSeq and is a predicted model, not a curated record. Gene Ontology annotation, molecular function: L-allo-threonine aldolase activity. Gene Ontology annotation, cellular component: cytosol. The transcript is spliced from 9 exons.